Molecule: messenger RNA, 4930 nt
Organism: Chara braunii
Lineage: Eukaryota; Viridiplantae; Streptophyta; Charophyceae; Charales; Characeae
Source: the annotation of a GenBank genome assembly
CCGAGAACAUAUAGGCAGGCUAACAGAGGAGGUGCAUAAGCAGAAAGUACUGCUUAGAGAGAUGUCAGACGAACUACGCCGCCUCAAGUCGCUCCUUGACGAAAUGACAGAAACUGCGGAGCACAGGAUGUUCACCGUGUUCUGGUUGUUGCUUGACAACAUGAAAGAUAUAGACGUUACUCGUCUGAGGGAGGACAUGUCAGCCAGACUUCAGGCAAUUGCUGAAACGAAGAACACCACGUUCGACAAGUUUCAGGCAUGGCUGGAUAUUGAAAGGGAAAGGCGCACCGCAGUCUUGAAGCGAUUCUCCGCCCACGUCACGAAGACAACAAACGGGGAGUCAGACGGAGGGGAUGUCAUGUGUCUUGCCAGCUGCGGAACGUGUGUGCUGAAGGAGGGGUGGGCAUCGUACAAUAGCCAAGAUUACAACACAGGUUCGCUACCUACGACGACAAGCAGCGUCGUUGAUCUCUUAGCCUUCGCCGAGGACUGCAUUCGCCACUGUACGGAAACCGUCGAGGAGUACAGUCUGAGUGAAGUGGGUGUAGGGUCUGUUAAUGACGAGCUUCCUGCAAAAAUCGCGUUUCUGCUGAGCAGUUGCGAAGACGUAAUGGAUGCCCUGCAACACAGUCGAGGCAGGUUGUUGGCUGGAGAACUGACGGUGACAUGUAUGGAAGGAGAUGUUAUGGGAUGUGGAGAAGGUGAAACGAAGAAGGGAAGAGAAGAAGCUGACAGACCAAUCGGAGUGUGUUCGGGAAAUGGGGCCACUCUUGGGAAGGAUGCGCCUGCGCCACACGUCCUGUUGGCGUGCAGUGAUGUUGCCGCACUGAAAUCUCACCACAUGGAGCCUGCGAUUCAAUCGAAUGUUAACGGCGUGGAGACAUGCGCGAUGGAGACCCAGGACAUUGUGAAGGGUAUCGCAGUUGUCAGCAACGAAGGGAUAUCGGCCGGAGCAAACACCACAGACUGUGCAGUGGUCAUUGCGGCAAUUUGUGAGCAGAUUGCAGACAUGAUGACGGAUGGUGAGGCCAGUGAGAAUGAUGCAGGGUAUGUUGUUGCAAACGAUAAUGUGGUCAGGACGUCAGCAGAAACUCUCUUCCCCUAUGACAUCAAUUGGGUGCCUGGUCGUCUUCAACCGGGUAUCGUUGGAGGAGCAUCGUGCUUCGCGUUCAAAGUCAAUGGGGAAUGGGUUCCAUAUCCCGCCCCCAAAGCGACGUCGUGGAGGGGCGUGACUCUGUCAAUCAUCUUCAACAGAGUGCUGAGGCUGAACGAUGAGGUGAGCGCUGACGACAAAUCGCCGCAUGUGUUGAAACUGUGGUAUGUUCUGGACGCGAAGGGCGAGUUGAGGCUCAAUGAUUUUGAGUACGACAGUGUCGACUGCGGAAAGUCAUGGGUGAUUGGCGGGUUGGACACUGCAGCGAGUUCGGUUUGCCCACAGACUGAUGCCAGGAGGGAUCCACGGUGGGGUUGGGUGCCACAUGACGCCCCGCUUCUUUGUGGCCAUGUGAAGGUGUCGAUGCGUGAUGCCAUGGGGAAUGUAUGGACCACGUGUUAUAUAAACGGCAGCUUCUCAUCUAGGCACCUGAAUAGGGAGGUGACUGAAGAGGAGAAGAUGGCGAUGGCUUGUCCCACCCCUGCUGCUCGUUGUUUUUCGCCGCCUCUUCGGAACCCUGUGGAGCUCGAGGUGGCAGAGGGGAAAGUGUUCACGGGUGACCAUGGGUACACAUACACGCAUGCCAGAGGGGAGGACGCUACUGCUAAUGGAAUAACUACGCUGGUAUGGGACCCAUUCAACCUGAACCCUGACGUUCUGGCUGCCAUAGACAUUGCGGCCCAUGUCAUCCCUGACGGGCAGUUGCAGCAGCAUGUGGCCCCUCAGAAGUAUGGAUAUCGUGUGAAUUGGGUCCCAGGAUGUCUGCAGCCGGCAACAGUUGAUGGCAAGUUCCUGGUGGUAGUGACACGUGUCUCCAUUUUCAAUGCAGAUGUGAAAGACCACGUGCUGGUUGUGGAGCAUGCAAAGCGGUGCUGGGAGAAGAUAAGGGAGGAGGACCGUCAGAUGGUGUGCAUGGGUUACGACUCCAUGCCAGACCAGGGGAUGUGGUCCAUGGUUGAGGGGAGUCCUGGUGGACAAGGGCAGGGCGAUGGCGAGAACAGGUACAUGGCUGACAUCCGCCGCAGGCAUGGUUGCUCCGCCCUUGUUGGUUGGGUCCUGGCCGUAUGUUGCAUGACAUACGAGCAAGGUGGAGAGAUGAUGAUGAGGUUCAGGGACCCGCUUGGUGUGCCGUUUCUGCUGACGUACUCGGAUGGCCUCCUGCGAGACAUUCGGUAUAUGGUGGCCGAGGACACCCGAGGUGGACAUCGGAGGCGGGGACAGACGGAGGAGACGCGCCCGGGACAUCAGGACGGUUUGUCUGCUGAGGUGGAGGGCCCAUGUGGCGGUGAGCGAGUUGCAGGGUGCUCUGCAGCGCAGGGUGACGUGGCCGGGCCCAGCAAGACAGUGAUGUCCCACAGCCCGAGGAAGGUGAAGGCGGUUGUGUCGAGGCCGCGGAGGGGGAAGACGGCUGGUGACAAGCAAAAGAAGAACCCCCAGCCUGUGCCACAGACCGGUAACAAUGCAGAUGCGCCUGCACGGGUCCACAGACGCCGCAGACACCCCGGGAUGGCAACUUUGACAGAGAUCAGGAAGCUGCAACGAUCCACCGACCUUUGUAUCCCUUUCAGGCACUUCUUGCGCGUCGUCCGCGAGGUGGUGGAGAAGGACAUUACCCCUAAUAAGGGUCUGAGGUUCCAAAUGACGGCUGUGCGUGCUUCAAUGGAGGCUGUGGAGGCUUACGUGGUAGCCAACUUCGAGAACACAAACGAAGUGGCGAUCCACUCGAAAAGGGUGACCAUCCAGGGAAAGAAGGACAAGUGCCGGAAGAAAUCGAGGGCCGAAAAGAAGCAGUCGAAAGAGCAUCGCAGAAGCGGCGUCGGCCCCUCUGCGAAAACGGAGCAUAAGCGCAGCCGCAAAUCCGGAUCGAAAGUUACAGUCCCUUCGAGUGCACGGGAGAUUUCAACGCUGAAAGAACGUAACGAGUCGCCCCCCUCGACCCCCAUCCGGGGAAAGCGCGAAAGCGGCGCCGAGAACCGUCCGCCAAGGGCCCCGAAAAAAAAUUCGCGAGAUGAUAGAAGCGCGACUACGCACCGCAGAACAAAGAAGAGAAUAUCCUACAAAGACGACAAAACAGUGGAGACAAUCGAUAUUAGAGGGUCUGACGACAGGCACAGCGGACCCCAAGUGGAAGAAGAGGAGGAACACGACCGUUCCGCGCCAGAGAAGUCAGAUGGUGCGGAGGACGAUGAGCCAGGAAACGAGGGAGACGACAGCGAUUCUUCCCGCAGACAAUCGCAAGACACCGAUGAGGACGACGACAGCGACGGCAAGUCGGUCAGCGAGAGAACCGGCGAAGACCAGAGCGCCGCUUCGGAAAGAGGUGGUUCGCCAUUUCCUUCGAGGACGCUGCGCAGAGAAGGAGAACGGCAGACACGCAAUGGCAGCGACACCGAGGAGCGUGUCGGUGACAGACAAAUCGUACAGCACGUCGGCGCCGCCGGAAAAGUGCGCGCAAGCGGCGGAGCCGUGCAAGGACCGAAGGACGAGGGCGCCGCAUUCGCGAAGAAAAUGAAGGGCAAGCUGUUGCAUUCCGUCGCCAAAGCCUUUGCGUUCUCUGCGGCAAACGACGCAACUCUGUACCCGACAGAGGACGCGUUUUUCGCGGAGGUGCAAGCGACGGCGAAACUGGCAGGGGAGACAGCAGAGGAAGGGCUGCGGUCUCACAAAGCAGAGUGCGGGAUUCGAGCUGUCAUAGGGGAAUGCAACAGAAUAAUGACGACGAUCCGCGGAGAGAUUACAUGGCAGCUGAAACAUUGGUUUUGGGCUGAAAAAGAAAUUCCGCUCGUCGGAUCGCAGCAAACGGAUCACCACCUCCCCGCUCGCAACAAGAUGCGCACCGAGAUGAAGGAGAACAAGAUGUGGAGACGGAGCGACGACGAUCCGUGGGGCGCCCCCGCCUUCAAGACGACACUCUUAAAAGUUUUUCAGAUGAGAAAGGAAGGCCGGAACCUGGGCGUCACCCUGCAGCAACUGACUUUUGCGGAGAUGGUCAUUCAAUACGGAGGACGAGGAAGAGGAGGAGGAAGAGGAGGAGGAGGAGGAGGACGAGAAGGAGGAGGAGGAAGAGGGAGAGGAGGUCCCAAUGACGGAGGAGGAGGCGGAGGAGGAAGAGGAGGAGGCGGAGGUGCCGAUAGAGGAGGAGGAGGAGGAGGAAGACGAGGAGGAAGGGGAGGAGGAGGAGGCGGAGGAGGAGCCGAUAGAGGAGGAGGAGGAGGAGGAGGACGACGCGAUGGAGGAGGAGGAGGAGGGGGAGGAAGAGGGAGAGGAGGUGCCGACGACGGAGGAUGUCCCGAUGUGGGAAGUCCCGAUGACGGAGGAGGUCCCGAUGUGGGAAGUCCCGACGACGGGGGAGGUCCCGAUGUGGGAAGUCCCGACGACGGAGGAGGUCACGAUGUGGGAAGUCCCGACGAUGGAGGAGGUCCUGAUAGAGGAGGAGGAGGAGGAGGAGGAGGAGGAGGUCCCGAUGGAAGAGGAGGAGGCGGAGGUCCCGAUAGAGGAGGAGGAGGAAGAGGAGGGGGAGGGGGAGGGGGAGGCGGAGGAGGAAAAGGAGACGAUGGAGAAGAAGACGAGGCGACGACGACGACGACGACGACGACGAAGAAGAAGAAGAAGAAGAAGAAGAAGAAGAAGAAGAAGAAGAAGAAGAAGAAGAAGAAGAAGAAGAAGAAGAAGAAGAAGAAGAAAAAUAAGAAGAAGAAGAAGAAGAAGAAGAAGAAGAAGAGGAGGAAUCAGGCGUACCCUUAAGUUAGGGCGGUCUGGUCGUAUUGCCUUAUGUAA